UCGUCCUACGCAGCAAGCGACUACACCAGAUGCUGCGCUAAUGUGUCGGCCGUUUACCUGACAGGCCUGGCCGAGGUCUGAGCCGUUACCCACGGGGAGACAUUUAUUUCUUCAUAUGGGAGAAGCAUGCGGGAGAUGGUCGGAGGCUGCUGCGUGUGUUCAGACGAGCGGGGCUGGGCGGAGAACCCGCUGGUGUACUGCGACGGACACGGCUGCAGCGUCGCCGUUCACCAAGCAUGCUAUGGCAUUGUCCAGGUUCCCACCGGCCCAUGGUUCUGCAGGAAAUGUGAAUCUCAGGAACGAGCAGCACGAGUAAGAUGUGAGCUGUGUCCCCAUAAGGAUGGAGCCCUUAAAAGGACAGACAGUGGUGGCUGGGCCCAUGUUGUGUGCGCGCUCUACAUCCCAGAGGUUCAGUUUGCCAACGUUCUCACCAUGGAGCCCAUCAUCCUACAGUAUGUCCCACAUGAGAGAUAUCUGAAGACGUGUUACAUCUGCGAGGACCAUGGGAGGGAGAGCAAGGCGGCCUGUGGCGCCUGCAUGACCUGCAACAGGCAGGGCUGCAGGCAGGCUUUCCAUGUUACCUGCGCCCAGAUGGCGGGUCUCUUAUGUGAGGAGGAAGGACCAGAAGCUGACAACGUUAAAUAUUGUGGUUACUGCAAGCACCACUACAAUAAAAUGCAGAAGAAAUUGCGCUCCAGUGAAAAUGCAAGCAGCUCCUUCAGUCAUUCCAGGGGGCGCUCCAGUUCUCCAUCACAGGAAAAACAUCAUCACCAUAAACAAAGGAAGAGUCAUAAAGACAAGAUCCGUCAAAAAGAGCGGCACAAGAAGUCUGCUGACGACCUGAGCUCCCCCUUAACAACAAGCAUUAUAGAAAAGAUCCCCUCCUCGCAUCAUAGCAGCAAGGACAGCGAAGGAAAGUCAAAGAAGCUGAGCUCUCACAGUCAUGGCCACCGCAUUAAGAAAACAGGAAGCCUGGGAAAAAGCUGCUCUUCCUCCUCAUGCUCCUCCAGCCCAUUUAACACAGGCGGAUCACUGUCAGCAACUCAGGAUUUUCAUCAGUUCUCAUCUUCCUCCCGCUUGGAACGCGAGCACGACCGUGGAGGCGAUGACCACAAUGGAGAGAAGCGUAAGGAGCGUCACAGGAGGUCUGCAGUGCAGGAGGAGGAGGAAGAGGAGGAGGAGGAGGAAGAAGAAGAAAAGCGUGAAAAAUAUGAAGAGGAGGAGGAAGAAGAAGAGGAGGAGGAGGAGGAAGAUUGUAAAUUCCAAAAGCCGCCCGCAUUGACCCCUGCAGAUUGUCCCCUGGCAGGGUCUCAAAGUCAUGAGCGGACGGAGAGCAACUCAAGCCCCUUCGAGAACAAAGUCACCAUCUCCACCUUCGGCUCAAUCAUGCGCAUCACCUCCUCCUCAGGGCUGGGCAGCACCUGUAAAAUCCGCAAAAUCUCUUCCUCAGGUGACUACAAGCCCUCCAAAUCCCUCUCCAAGCCACCUCAGGUCAGCGUCCCUCCUGUAUUGGAGGACGCUGGCCUGAAAGACAAGAUCACACCCCCACCGCUGCCCAGAGAGAGGAGGCACCACAGUAACAAGAAGAGCCGCCAUGGCCCAGGUCGCCCGCGGGGCAGCAAGAACCGAGAGCGGAGGGAGGAGGACCAUCACCACCAUCAUGACUCCACAGCGCCGCCUCCCCCAGCCUUAAGCUCUUCACUCUACCAGAGCCCAUCAUCUGUGCCCCACCCUGCUUUCCCCUCCACUCUGCCUUCCACAUCUUCCUCUACAGCCUCCUCCUCCUCUGCAAGGAGUUUUUCUGCAGGUCGCAGCAGCUCUUUGCUCGGCUCCGGUAUCUACUCCAGUCUUAAGGACCCACUCACACUGGGUGGUGGAGUCUGCAGCACCCCUCUCGCCCUCAGUGGAGGAGUCUGCAGCACCUCCUUGUCCCAUGGAGGGACAAUGUGUAGCACUCCUCUUUCCUCAGGACUCCUUUCAUCCCAUGGCUCCUCACUGUCUCUUCCGUCAGUCUCAAACACACAGGUUCAUUCCAGUUCAAGCACCUCCUAUAGUCUGAACUCCUCUCAGCCGUUUACCGGCUGUCUCUCUACGGCAUCGACGCUGCCGCCUCUACUGAGCCAAGGCCAGACCUCACUGCCAGAGUCCGACAUUGAUGACUGCCGCUUCCAGUGUCAGGGAAACUCACCCAGAGAGAGUCUCUCCUCACAGUCUCCCAUGAGCUGUCUUCCUCUUCUGUUUGACCAGAGAGAUGGGCUGGGCUCUGGGGUCAGAGUCCGUCCUGAGAACGUCCCUCCUGCAAGCUCCCACAUCGAACUGCUGUUGGAGAAACAUGGAAAUGGAGAGAUGGGAGUCAACAUUGUGGAGAUGUUAAAGUCACUGCACUCGCUGCAGCAGGAGAACCAGCGCCUACAGGACCAGAUCCUCAGCCUGACGGCUAAAAGGGAGCGGCUGCAGUUGCUCAACACAGAGCUGGCCUCUCCUUUUCAGCCCCAUAUUCUCUCCGGACCGGGCCUGCACUCAUCCGCACAGAUCAGCUUUCUGUCAUCCUCUCAAGACCCCUUGAGCACCAAUAAGAGUCCUCUGUCCAAAAGCUGCUUCCUGAAUGACUCCUCCUUUGUUACUUCAUCAGAGGAGCUUCACUCCGGCAGCCCGUCCCGUAGCAGUUCCUCGCUCUCCUUCCAGGGAACCCCUCCUCCUCAGCCGAGCCCCGCCUCUCUUGGCCAGCCGCUGCUGAACGGUUUGAGCAGAGGGGCGACAGACAGUCUGGCCGGCAUCAGUCAGUCAGGCAGCACCACUCUGCCAGUGGUGGGUGGGCUCAUGGCGUCCAUCACAGGGAGUCCCCAGCUGAACAUGAACGGCGUGCUCGGCGGGCUGAAUGGCGUGAUCCAGUCUCCUGCACAGGGUGCUCAGCAGCCAGCGCUCCCUGCCCUUCGCCCCCAGCCUCCGCCGAUCAACCCCCAGUCACUGGCUCAGGGCUUCCAGCUUCCCAAGAACGUGAGCCCGUCUUCUCAUCUGACUGAGCAGCAGAAGCAGCUUCUUCUCGAGCAACAGCAGCAAUUCCAGCAGUUCCUCGCCUCACACAACUUCACAACGGAGCAGCAGGCAGUGAUCUACCAGAUGCUGCAUCAACAGAGACAGAGGGAGCUGCAGCGCCUCACGCUGGCCGGAGCGCUCAGCUCAGCCCCUAACUCACCCAUGAUCUCCCAGUCGCCCAACCUGCUGUCCUCAGCGACAGCAUCUCCCCUGCAGGGCGGUCCAGGAGGUGGUCUCUUUGGACUGCAGGACAACGUGCUCCACAAACCCGGGACAGGAGAGAAGCCAGGAGACAAGAAUGGAUGAUCCCGUAGCUUCUUGUCCAGUUCGGAUGACAACAUCCUGCCGCAGUCGCGGAUUUCUGUGAAGAUCUGGACUUACUAGACUCUCCGUCUUCUGUCAUCGUCUUCUGACAAACUUAUAUGAAUGUAAAACGUGACAUUAAGGUGAAGUUUUGUGUUUCAAAGCCUUUUAAUAUCAAAGGGUUCAAUGUUUUUUUCCUUUUUUCUUUUCUUUAUUUAGGCAGCUUUUAGAGAGCAUGAUUAUGGUGGUCUCUUCUUUAAAUUGCACUAAUUUGUUAGCUCAACCAAUAGGGGCUGCUUAUGAAGCUCAUGGCUGCAGGAGCUAGAUGAGCUCCUUUUUGUGACGUUUGAUCUGAAGGUCUAGAGACUGGCUCUGACUUCUCCAGCCUGCGAGGAAAACAGACUUCUGACACUUCUAGGAACCUCAGCUGUCUUCCUCCAUAUAUAUUUCGUCUUCCUGUUUUGUUUUGUUUUUUUCAGUUCCUUCUGCAUCCUUUGAACCUUUCAGCAUCUCGCUGGCACUUAUAAAGUAUAAGAUGUAGUCAAGUUGGUGUGUCGUCUGUGGUGUUUCUCCAUGAAGCUAGUUAUUACCUCAAACUUUCCGCCCGCUGUCCUCCGGUUUGAUUUUGUGCAGCAGCCUUUAGUGGAUAGGAACGGCCUCCCUAAAAAAGCUGCGCUGUUCACUCAUUUUAAUGUAAAAAGACUGGCCGUCAAUCGUAGGUGGUAACGGCUUUUGUUCCAUCCCAUUAGAGUUCCUGCCAUCUUUUAUAUAAUUCUAGUUGCUGUCGAGAUUAAGCAGAUGAAACCAAACAUUUGGAACGGAAGUCGUUUUUCCUGAACGAAUGUGCACUUUGCAUGUUCAGACUUAAGGACGUUUAGUAGGCCACCACAGACUGAAGAGGUUUAUGACUUGUAUUUUGCACUCUUGUCCUGAAGUUCUUUGUGUUACCUUCCCACAUGGAUAACUCUUAACUAGCUCUUCUUUUAGCAAUACUGGAUAGAUAAUGCCUUAAUGAGUAAGGGGUAGAUCUACGGGGAGGGGCCCACAGGCCCUGCCCCGUCCUCUCGUCUUUGAUGGGUUUUGUUUUUAUCUCUGGCACAUGGAAAGGGUUUUUUUUAAUGGUUUGUUUCUAAAUAAACUUCUUAGACUCAUUUCUACUUUAAAUGUGUGAAUAACGUUAAAGUGUCAAAUCAUUUUUCUAUUGUGACUUUUGUGUUCAGAUUCAGAGCUCUUAAGUUUAUUGUUGUGCUUCAGAAGACUGAGAAACGAUGAUUUGUAGCACAUGUUGCAGUCAUAGGAAAGAGUUGAGCUCUCAAUACAGCAGAGUUUGAUGCGUAAUGUGACUGUUAUCAGCACUGAGACGACAGUGAAACCCCAACUUAGGGGCCGACCUUCUCCCUCCACUCUUGAUUCUUCAAGUGUAGCCUGUUUUUCGUUUUACCAAAAGAUCCUGUUUCCUUUGUAUUUAGUUUCCUAAUGGUUCUGUUUGCAAACUGUUAUAGUUUGGCUUAUUUCAAAGAAUCAAGCAACUUUCUACUUAGAGAGACAGUGCCUUGUAAAAAUAUUCUUUCCUCUUGAACUUUAUCAGAUUAUCUGAAUUCACUAGCAAAACUAAUUUUUUUCUUUGUUUUUUCGAUAGAUCAACACAAAGUAUUGCACCAGUGUAAUGUAGACGGAAAGAAUUAAUUGUUUAAUUUAUUUAAUUACUCAUUAAGCAAUCUGAAAAAUGUCUGGCAUGCAUUUCUAUUCUGACCCUUUGAGUUAAUGCUGUGUAGAACCGGCUUUUUCUUCCGGUUAAAUCGACUGGUGUUUUGGAGGAAACCUGUUUUGUUCAUCUAAAGACAAACAUUCUUGUCCAUUUUUCUUUUUAAAAUAUUUUCUUUUUCAUUUGGAGCAUCAAAGUUUUGGCUUUUUUGUGAAUAUUAGUUGAACUGCCUGCCCUGCCUGAGCUGUAAAUCUCUGCAGCUCUCCCAGCAUUAGCUUGAACCUCUCAGCUGCCCCCUCCUGUAAGUUUAUGUGGAUAAGUGCCCUCUUCAGAUAAUGGAUUGAACAAAGGUCUGUGAGAUUUUCAAAGCUUUGAAUAUUUUAUUUAGAACUAAAAUCUCUUCAAAACUUUCCCCCCCCUAAAGGACCACACCACUACUGGAGGAGGUAGUAAAUACAGCUUUUUGCAACUUUAUCAAAGCUUCUCUGUGCUGUUUUAGAGCCUUGGCGAUUUCUGCCCUGGAGUUUUUCCACAAUCUGUUAAUAGUGAUGAUAUUUAUGAGCUAAAUCACAGGAUGUCUCCAGACGUUUACAUUUGCAAACCCUCUCCACAUAGUUACAAACUUACCUAGGUGCUCCGUGUGGAAAUUCUGUCAGCACAGAUUCCACACGGAGGGGCGUUAAGGCCCAAAACGACAAUCUGGCUGUGCGGACUUCGCUGCCGCAUCAAGCCUAAACCGAGUUUUAAAUUUAAGCUGUGCUCCUCGGUCUUCAGUAAGUUUUUUUUUUUUUCUAUGUUCUUUGACAAACCCUCAGAGACUUACUUAAAACUGCUCACCUAUAGACCAGCACCUAUCUACCAAUAUGUUUACUUUGAGUAAGUUUUUUCCUAUUAAUCAGCAGGGAAAAUAAUUGCAUGCCACACUUUUCAGCUGUUUUUUUUUGUGCAAAACAGAAUUAUUAACUGACUCAUAUUCUUUCCAUUUAAUAAAAUGCAGCUUUGUGUUGGUCAGUAGCAUUGAAAUCUUCAUUAAAACAUGAAGGUCUGUGGUUGUAACACAAUGAAACGUAAAAACGUUUAAGGAUCUGAAUACUUUUGCCAGGCACUUUGUGUACCUGUAGCAGUGACAGAUGUUAAUUAUGAUGACUGCGAGAUGGAGGUCUGUCAUUUAAAUGAUCUUCCUCUGAGCCUUGAAAAUGUUUGGACUCAAAGAGUGGAGCAAAGGUUUCCUGAAGCGGUUUCUCUGUCAUGUUGCACUGGGGCCUUUUGAGCCCAAAUGUAAAUUGUUUUUUUUUUUACAUUUGUUUUAUUAUUAUUUUAAAUGCCGUUGGGGUAAGACUUGUAAAGUUCAAUAUGUUUGUGUAAGAACACAUUCAUUCCUUUUAAGCUUUGAGGUAUUGGUAACAUAUUCAUGUUAUGAAUGUCGUACUGUGUAUCUUUUAUGUAUUGCAACAUUUAAGCACCUGGCUCUAGAUGAGACUUCAGCUAUUAGGAUAUGAAUUGCAUGAAAUUCAGAGAUGUCUCUUCAAAUGUAUAGCUAAAUACCAAGUGAUAACUAUGCAUCAUAUAAAAUGCAUUGUUCCCUGAAUUAAGAAAGGAAAAAAAAUGAAAUGAGCACUGAAUUAUAGGAAGCAAAGCACGUCGACAUCGUUGUACAGUGAAUUUGUUGGACAGAACUGAAAGAAACAAAUUGACAAUAUUUCAAAGCCCUGUAAAGUAUUUUGAUAUUUUUGUGUGUAAAAUUAAAAGACAACCUUUUUUGGUCAAUAAAUG
This is a messenger RNA of Cyprinodon variegatus (sheepshead minnow), 6817 nucleotides long. It is a transcript of the gene mllt6, whose product is annotated as myeloid/lymphoid or mixed-lineage leukemia; translocated to, 6. Gene Ontology annotation, biological process: regulation of transcription by RNA polymerase II. Gene Ontology annotation, cellular component: nucleus. The record is from RefSeq and is a predicted model, not a curated record. The transcript is spliced from 20 exons. NCBI's taxonomy places the organism in Eukaryota, Metazoa, Chordata, Actinopteri, Cyprinodontiformes, Cyprinodontidae. The coding region runs from base 127 to 3342 and encodes 1071 amino acids. Gene Ontology annotation, molecular function: histone binding; nucleosome binding.